This is a messenger RNA of Theobroma umbraticum, 810 nucleotides long. Lineage: Eukaryota; Viridiplantae; Streptophyta; Magnoliopsida; Malvales; Malvaceae. The record is from RefSeq and is a predicted model, not a curated record.
AUGGCACCUUUUGAUCAGAAAGUGCCGCUUUCCACUCCACCACCCAUUAACAUGGAGGACAAAAAUGGAAAGAGAGUGUCACAGGAGUUGCCCAAUGUUCCCUACUUGAAGUUCUUGUUCCCUUUAAACAAUAGCUUUGUGGUCUAUAAUCCAGUUUUUGUCGUCUAUGGUCUUCAGGGAGUCUCUGGAUUCUGUUUAGCCAUACAGCCAGGGGAGAGGGAUGUUGGCACAAUUGGACAGAAUUUCAUGACUGGAUACCGUAUGGUGUUUGAUAGGGAAAAAAUGAAGUUAGGUUGGUCACCCUCAAAUUGUCAAGAUCUAGCUGAUGGCAAAAGGAUGUCCCUUUCUCCUAAUGGAACACCCUCGAAUCCAUUGCCAACCAAUGAGCAGCAGAACACCCCUGGCGGACGGGCUGUUGCUCCAGCCCUGGCUGGUAGGGCUCCCUCCAAACCUUCAGUCGCCCCGACCCGCCUAUUAUCAUCACAGUUUUGUUAUUUAAAAUUGCUGCCGCUGCUGGUUCUUUUGCAUAUACUAGUUUCAUUUUUUUCACUAGAUACUGACACCCACUGUUGAGUUUCAUUCUCACUUAGCCUCACGUGUAUAUCCAGCUUUUUCUGUCUAUUUUUCAUCUUUUCCAUUAUAAUAUUUUCUCUUUCUUUCUUCAGUAUAAUGUAUAAAUUUUUGGAGCAGUCUCGGGGUCUGAUGCCAUCAUAUUUUUUCCCCCUAUGAUGGCCAUUGGAUUGAACAGAGGGGCAUGUAGUAUGUAUUAUAUUUACUUUCCAAUCAGAAAAUUAUAUCAUUUCGUCUUUC